GAUGAGAUAAAUGCAAUGCGACGCGUGUGGGUCUUUCUGGAUAAAACUAGAAAUUUGGGGAAACCCCAACCCUUUGUAAAAAACGAAAACCGCAACACUAUAUAACUGCGUCCUUUUCUUUCUCUUUAUUCAAUUUCUGUUUUGCAUCACAUUACCAUUACGAUUUCGAUUCGUUGUUUUCAAUGGAAGCGUUCUUCAAUUCCCAAUCGUCUUCUCGAAGCCGCUGGAGCUACGACACUCUCAAGAAUUUCCGUGAGAUCUCUCCGCUCGUUCAGAAUCACAUCAAACGGGUUUAUUUUACGUUAUGUUGCGCUGUGGUGGGUGCUGCGGUUGGAGCGUUCCUUCAUGUAUUGUGGAAUGUUGGGGGUUUUCUGACUACGGUGGCGUCCAUUGGAAGCAUGGUGUGGUUGCUAUCAACGCCCCCUGUUGAAGAGCAGAAGAGGGUUUCUCUGUUGAUGGCUUCGGCUCUGUUUCAGGGCGCUUCAGUUGGACCUUUGAUUGAUUUGGCUAUCGCUGUUGAUCCUAGCCUUAUCCUUAGCGCAUUUGUGGCAACUUCCUUGGCUUUUGCUUGUUUCUCUGCGGCAGCAUUAGUUGCGAGGCGUAGGGAGUACCUCUACCUCGGUGGGUUGCUUUCUUCUGGGUUGUCCAUUCUCAUGUGGUUGCAUUUUGCUUCCUCCUUCUUUGGGAACUCAAUAGCGCUCUUUAAGUUUGAGUUGUACUUUGGGCUUUUGGUGUUUGUCGGCUACGUUAUAGUAGAUACCCAAGAAAUUAUUGAGAGGGCUCACUUUGGCGACCUGGAUUAUGUGAAGCAUGCAUUGACCCUGUUCACUGAUCUGGCUGCAAUCUUUGUGCGGAUUCUUAUCAUACUGCUUAAGAAUUCAUCUGAAAGAAAUGAGAGGAAGAAGAAAAGAAGAGAUUGAUUUUCUGAUUUACCCGGCUUGGGUUUCUCUCGAAUAACACAGUUUGUGGAAAAUACAUAUGUAGCUGUUUAUGAAGUUUAUGGUCUCCGUGUGUAGUUAGAUAUGCCUUUGUGUUAUGCUUAAACGGUAAAUGUCAGGAUUUCUUUCAAACAUCUAAGUUUAUGUUUGAAUAACAGUUGGAAAAGCACUUUUUUUGUGAAUUCUAAUCUACAAUUCUGAAUUCCAAUGUACAAAAUGAAGAAAGAUAUUGUUACUUUAACAAUAAGAGUAUUAACUGAUAUUUAAAUAUACAAUAAAUAUGCAUUUGUAAUUAAUU
This is a messenger RNA of Cajanus cajan (pigeon pea), 1236 nucleotides long. RefSeq names its product bax inhibitor 1. Gene Ontology annotation, cellular component: membrane. Lineage: Eukaryota; Viridiplantae; Streptophyta; Magnoliopsida; Fabales; Fabaceae. The record is from RefSeq and is a predicted model, not a curated record.